Molecule: messenger RNA, 1294 nt
Organism: Periophthalmus magnuspinnatus
Lineage: Eukaryota; Metazoa; Chordata; Actinopteri; Gobiiformes; Gobiidae
Gene: timp2b
Product: TIMP metallopeptidase inhibitor 2b
Exons: 5
Coding region: 157-828 (223 amino acids)
Biological process (GO): negative regulation of endopeptidase activity; negative regulation of membrane protein ectodomain proteolysis
Cellular component (GO): extracellular matrix
Molecular function (GO): metalloendopeptidase inhibitor activity; protease binding
Source: RefSeq, a predicted model, not a curated record
CCACAGUGAGAGAAAAACACAGUUGGGAUGUGGCGACUUCUACUAGAAUGAACUCUCUGUUGUGACUUGUGCAUCUUUGAUCGCAUUUAGUUUUACGCUGGUUUGUGAGCCUGGUUCACUUUUUGUGCGUUUCAUUGUUCCUCACUUAGAAGUUGCAUGUUUUCCAAAAUGUCCAGGACAGCGAACAGCGUUCUCGUCACUCUGGCCAUCCUUUUCAUUUGGCGAGUGGAAAAACUAGCAGAGGCCUGUAGCUGCUCUCCUGCGCAUCCCCAACAGGCGUUUUGCAACUCAGACGUCGUUAUCCGAGCAAGAGUGGUUGGGUCUCAGGUGAUUGAUGCUGGCAAUGACAUCUAUGGGAAUGCCAUCAAAAGAGUCCAGUAUGAUGUGAAGAUGAUCAAGGUGUUUAAAGGUCCAAACCGGAAUUUUGAUAUGAUCUACACUGCACCCACUUCUGCCGUGUGUGGGGUGACUCUAGAAACCAACAGCAAAGAGUAUCUUAUCGCAGGUAAAUUGGAGUCUGAUGGGACAAUGCAUGUAACCCUGUGUGACUUCAUUGAACCUUGGGAGGGGCUAAGUGCUACACAGAAGAAAAGUCUUGUUCAGCGCUAUGAAAUGGGCUGUGACUGCAAGAUUACUCACUGUACCUCCAUCCCCUGCACAAUCAGUGGACCAGCAGAAUGCCUAUGGACAGAUUGGGUGAUUGAAAAGAGUGUGAAUGGAAAUCAGGCCAAGCAUUUCGCCUGUAUCAAGAGGAGCGAUGACUCCUGUGCCUGGUAUAGAGGGUCUGCUCCACCAAAAAAGGACUUCCUGGACAUUGAAGACCCUUAAGUCCAGCACUGUGUUUUUGAAAUGUCUGCAUUUACCAGGAAUCUCACAUGCAAUAAUUGUACAAUACAAAUGCAGGACUCUUGUAACACAAAACCUGCACUUCAAAAUCAACUACUAUAAAGCACUUCUUCCCCACAAACCACUUAACUUUGAGCUGAUAUAAAGGGGUCUUCAUAAUGCAGUAUUACAUUAUACCUGUAUUCAUGUGCUGAUGUCUUUGUUUGUACUAUAACUAUAAUUAAAGUAAAUGUUUAAAUGUUUAAUCAGUAGUUUUACUGGAAGCUGGCAACCAGUCAUUAUGUCAAACAAAGCACGAGAACUGCCUUUUGCCUGUUGGUUUAGCAUUUUCAGUGUGUUUUUAAUGUUUUAUAUUCUUCAAAUAAUGUUGAUAACAAAAGGAGUAAAUGCACUUUGCACACAUGUGGAUCAACAAUCGUUCUAUAAUAAAUGUUUGCGGAGGAUUGAA